AGAGGGUUUUUGAUUGCUGUCCUCUGUAUCUGUUGUAGCUUGUUGAGGUUUCUAUGAGAAUAAACAGUUCUAGCCAUUGAUCCCAAAUCUCGAAACUGAAAACUAGCUAUUGAUUGUCCUCAUUUGUAUCUGGGAUGCCGUUUUUAAUUAACUUUCUGAGAACAACAACCAACACAGGAGCAAAGGUGCAGAAGAGGGUUUUUGUAGCUUCCAACUGAGAGAUGCCUAAACUUAAAACCAAAUCCUGCCGUUGAUUGCCGUCAUUUGUAAUUGUAUCUGCAUCGCAUUGUUUGAACUGAAAUCUGGCUGUCUGAUUUCAAUUGGAUAGUAUUGUUUCAAGAUGUCUCCUAGUGGCCAAAAACGUGCUUGUCAAAGCGUUCCUGUGGAUAGACUUAGUAUCCUUCCUGAUAAAGCAAUCGAUAAUAUUCUAAUGCGUUUGCCUUUACGAGAAGCUGUAAGGACUAGCAUCUUAGCCAAGACUUGGAGAUAUAUAUGGUGCAGGCUUCCACAGUUGGAACUUGAUGAAUCUCUUUGGAACCUGUCACAAAGUUCUGACCCUACUCCUCGAUUUAAAGACAUUGUCUAUCACUUUUUGACCCUUCACGAAGGACCAGUUACUAAGUUUACCCUCUCUAUUCCUAAUCUUAAGAGCUAUCCUAAGCUUGACAACUUGAUAUAUUUUCUCUCUAGAAAUGACAUUCAACAUCUUGUUCUUGAACUUCCUCCGGUCCCGGGUGACAGAUACAAGUUGCCUCCUUCAAUUUUCACAUGUUUGCAGUUGAGGAAUUUGACUCUUGAGAGUUGCUUAAUACCGCUUCCUCCACCAGCCUUCAAAGGAUUUGAUAAGUUAAUCAGCCUGGAAUUAUCUUACGUCAAAAUUCCUUCUAAGUUUCUCAAAAGUUUAAUUUCUAGUUGCCCGCUGCUUGACAAGUUGGUGCUGCGACUAGCAGAAAGUUCAUACGUUAUUGAAAUUAAUGCUCCCAUGCUGAAAUCCUUUCAUUUCUUUGGCGAUAUAAGAUGUAUCUGUUUGAAAACUAUUCCUCGUUUGUCUAAACUUUCACUUUGGUGUUGCGAAUAUCUUGAGAGGUCGGGAAAGUUUGAUAUUGCCAAGUUUUUUGAGCCUAUUUCUGAUCUUGACGAUCUCCACUUGGAUAACCAUUGUGUUGAGUUUUUAGCAAGAGUUGGUGGAGCUGUAUCAAAAAGGCUUCCCUUUGAUCUUAAUUGUGUCAAGCGUCUUUACCUACAUUGUUCAUAUCUGGGUAAAUUGGACAUCAUCUCAUGUGCUUUUUGCUUGAUUAGAAGCUUCCCGUGUUUGCAAUAUAUGGAAAUUAAGGUGGUUGAUUACAAUGAUAAUAAUAUUCCAGCACUAGAAUGUCUUGAAGUGGAAGCUUUUUCAGAUGUCAUAUUUGAUCACCUUAGGGAGGUUAAGCUAAGAAAUACUGUGGGCUCAAAGCGUGAGAUGCAGCUUAUCAAGCUUCUGCUAGCCAAGUCUCCUGUGCUGGUGAAGAUGGUAAUUGAGGCCUCUUGGUUUGUUAAAACAUCUGCAACAAUCAAAAUACUGAAAGAGCUAACAAAAUUUCAGCGUGCAUCACCUAGAGCUGAAGUUGUCUAUCGAUAAGCAUCGGAUAGUGUCUUCAACUUUGUAAUUAUAAUGCUAAGAGUUUAGAAAUGUGUGAUUGAAAUGAGACUUGCUACAAUGAAUUGAUGUUGUGGUUGUUUAUUUCAAACUUCAAAUAUUUUCAUGACUUUCAGGUAAAGCCAUGUAAUUUCUGAAUAGCACUGCCGUGCAAUUUUUUUUUUCCUUCCAGUUUUUCACCAAGGUAAUUUGAUAAAGUAUAUUUAUCUAAUAGAGUUUAUUCUGUUUUCUAUGCCCA
Molecule: messenger RNA, 1874 nt
Organism: Lycium ferocissimum
Lineage: Eukaryota; Viridiplantae; Streptophyta; Magnoliopsida; Solanales; Solanaceae
Product: F-box/FBD/LRR-repeat protein At1g13570-like
Exons: 6
Coding region: 341-1618 (425 amino acids)
Molecular function (GO): protein binding
Source: RefSeq, a predicted model, not a curated record